AUGAAGCUUGCCUCGGGGUUAACCCUCACCACGUCUGGCUUCCAGUUGCUUAUGUUUGGCCGUCGGAAAGAGGGUCUCACCCCGGACCAAUACCGCGACCACUACGAGAAUGUCCACAUUCCCCUCAUGAAGAACCUCACCGGGGAUACCUUCCCUCUGACUCACGAGCGACACUACGUGAAACGAGACGGGCCGCCUGACUUUCCUGCGGCUGUUUUAAUGGGCAACCAGGCGGACUUCGACUACGACGCGGUGGCGGUACUCACGUAUCGGGAUAAGGCGCAUUUUGACGCCAACUGGGCUUUCUUUGAGGACGAGGAGACUUCGAGAUUGAUCAAAGAGGACGAGGAGAAGUUCUCCGCGUGGGUGACGGGUGUUUUCAUCGGGCAAACGAUUACUACUGAUACGGGAGAUACGCCCAACUAA
Aspergillus nomiae NRRL 13137 is the source of this 426-nucleotide messenger RNA. RefSeq names its product EthD domain-containing protein. The record is from RefSeq and is a predicted model, not a curated record. The coding region runs from base 1 to 426 and encodes 141 amino acids. Gene Ontology annotation, molecular function: oxidoreductase activity. The transcript has a single exon. NCBI's taxonomy places the organism in Eukaryota, Fungi, Ascomycota, Eurotiomycetes, Eurotiales, Aspergillaceae.